CUCACAGAGAUCCGCCUGCCUCUGCCUCCCGAGUGCUGGGAUUAAAGGCGUGCGCCACCAACGCCCGGCUAAGGUACAUUAUUUUUUAAAAGAUUUAAUUUUUGUGUACGUGUGUGUGUCACGUGUGCAUGAGUGUCCCUGGAGUCCAGAAGGGGGCAACGGAUCUCCUAGAGAUAGAAUUACAGGUGGUUAUAAACUGGCGCAAAUAAACUUGGUCACCUGGAAGAGCAGAAAGGCUCAUAACCGGUGAGCCGUCUUUCCGGACACACUCGCUGCUUUCUUGUGGGUAUCGGGGGAUAACAAAAACAACGAGCAGGCAGCGGGGUAAGGAUGCCUACUGCCAAGCCUGGCAAUCUGAGUUCGUUCGAUUCCCCGGGGCUACAGAGUGUUAGACGAGAGAGCCUACUUUUGCUAGCAGUUUUCUGACCACAGGUGUGCAGUUUGACAGCUCCCCCCCAAAAAAGUAAUGUGCCCUUUAAUUUGUACCUGAGGGCUUACAUAGGUCCUACAUAGGACUUACAUGCAGAGUUGUCUCCAUUCGCAAAGUAAGAAACUGGGGCUAUGGAAAGUUGAAUGAAUUCUCAAGUCUCAGCUCAGGUCUCUGAACUCAGCAGGCAGCAGGUGUUGCCGCUGGAGUCGCCAGCAACUAAGGGGCUGAGAAACGCACUCUGGCUGCUGUCCGGGCGGGGGUCUCUGCCCCUCCCAGAGGGAGGUGGUCCAGUGACGUCACUGCGACUUUAAGACCCUUUGCCUCCGCCCUCGUCCCUACUUUCGACUUGGGAAUCUUUGCAGUCACUUUUGCAGGCCUAAUAAUCAACCAGCCCCGGGUGGCCGAGCCAGACAGCACGCCCUCGGACAAAGCUGAGUGAGCACUCGCCCCCUUGACUUCAUCAUGGCUUCUGCCGGUCUGCAAAUCUUGGGGAUCGUCCUGACCCUGCUUGGCUGGGUCAAUGCCCUGGUGUCCUGCGCUCUGCCCAUGUGGAAGGUGACAGCUUUCAUCGGCAACAGCAUUGUUGUGGCCCAGAUGGUAUGGGAGGGGCUGUGGAUGUCCUGUGUGGUCCAGAGCACUGGCCAGAUGCAGUGCAAGGUGUAUGACUCGCUACUAGCACUGCCCCAGGACCUACAAGCCGCAAGAGCCCUCUGUGUCAUCACUCUCCUUAUUGUCCUGCUUGGCUUGCUGGUCUACCUCGCAGGAGCCAAAUGCACUACCUGUGUGGAAGACAAGAAUUCCAAGUCUCGACUGGUGCUCAUCUCUGGGAUCAUCUUUGUCGUCUCUGGCAUCCUGACCCUCAUUCCUGUCUGCUGGACAGCCCACUCCAUCAUCCAGGACUUCUAUAACCCCUUGGUAGCUGAUGCUCAAAAGCGGGAGCUGGGAGCCUCCCUCUAUCUAGGCUGGGCAGCCUCAGGCCUUUUGCUGCUGGGUGGAGGGCUGCUGUGCUGUGCUUGCUCCUCUGGAGGGCCCCGGGGACCUGCCCAUUACAUGGCCCGCUAUUCUACAUCUGCCCCACAUUCAGCCUCUCGUGGACCCUCUGAAUACCCCACCAAGAAUUAUGUGUGAUGCUCACUAGCGAAUGAGGCUCUACUGGCCAGGGAACCUUAGGACCCUGAGCUGAGCCAUCAAGAAAUGAUGCCUAGUAGUUUGGGGUUGUUUAGUUCCUUGGUUUUGUUUUGCAGUACUGGGUAUUGAACCUGGGGACCUACACGUUUGGUAGGCAAGCACUCUCUACCCAUGAGCUAUAUGAUACCCUGCCCCUAGGGUUGGUUGCAUCUCAUUAUGGAGCCCUGACUGAUUUCCAGCUCUAGUUUUCCCUGUCUCAACCUAAGUCCAGAUUCCACGUAACUCUGCUGUUGCCAAUUCUCACUCUUAGAUUAUGCAUCAGGAUGGGUGACACUUUUGGUUUGUUUCUAUUCACUCUGGGCAUCUUCUGUGGAAACUGUUUUGAGACUGCUUGUGAAUCUGACCUUUGUGAUCCCCAAGAUGGCCUGUCCCAAGAGUUCCUAGUCCUGGAAGGACAAGUGAUAAGUUACCAAAGAAUUUUCUACUCCAGAUCUUCCAACACCUUUGGCCCCUGCAUCCUAAUACCAAAGUUACCAUGUACUUCCCCCAAAUCAGGUCCCAGCUGUGCUGUAGACCCUCCACCCCCAUUUCUCUAUAACCUUGCACAUUUCCCUGCCCGCACAAUGUUUUACUAAAUAAAACAUUUUUAUAAUGUG
Messenger RNA from Cricetulus griseus (Chinese hamster), 2214 nucleotides. The record is from RefSeq and is a predicted model, not a curated record. NCBI's taxonomy places the organism in Eukaryota, Metazoa, Chordata, Mammalia, Rodentia, Cricetidae.